AUGGCAGUCCUUAACUUGAAACGUGAAACUGUCGACAUUGAAGAGACAGCGAAGAAAGAUAUCAAACCUUAUUUUGCUUCGAAUGUUGAAGCGGUUGAUAUUGAUGAAGAUCCCGAUGUUUCAAGAUACGAUCCCCAGACAGGAGUGAAAAGGGCGCUCAAAAAUAGGCAUAUCUCAUUGCUAGCUUUGGGUGGUGUUAUUGGCCCAGGUUGUCUUGUUGGUGCAGGAAACGCACUCAACAAAGGUGGGCCACUUGCUUUACUUUUAGGCUUUAGUAUUAUUGGGAUCAUUGCUUUCUCAGUGAUGGAAUCUAUAGGUGAAAUGAUCACUUUAUAUCCCUCGGGCGGUGGAUUUACCACUUUGGCUCGAAGAUUUCAUAGCGAUGCACUGCCUGCAGUUUGCGGUUAUGCUUACGUUGUUGUGUUCUUCGCAGUUUUGGCAAAUGAGUACAACACUCUCUCCUCCAUACUACAGUUUUGGGGCCCACAAGUCCCUCUAUAUGGUUACAUCUUGAUAUUCUGGUUUGCAUUUGAAAUUUUUCAACUAGUUGGCGUUGGUCUUUUUGGUGAAACGGAGUACUGGCUUGCUUGGUUGAAAAUAGUAGGAUUAGUAGCCUAUUAUAUUUUCUCGAUUGUUUACAUAUCUGGGGAUAUUAGGAAUAGACCAGCUUUCGGCUUUCAUUAUUGGAAUAGUCCAGGUGCAUUAUCACAUGGGUUUAAGGGAAUUGCGAUAGUGUUUGUGUUUUGUUCGACCUUCUAUUCUGGAACGGAAUCAGUUGCCUUGGCUGCAACGGAAUCAAAAAACCCUGGGAAGGCUGUGCCACUUGCUGUUCGACAAACUCUGUGGAGAAUUUUAGUUGUUUAUAUUGGAAUUGCUGUUUUCUAUGGAGCAACUGUUCCGUUUGACGACCCAAACCUCUCUGCUUCUACCAAAGUCCUAAAAUCUCCCAUUGCUAUCGCCAUAUCUCGUGCUGGUUGGGCCGGCGGAGCUCAUCUGGUUAAUGCCUUCAUUUUGAUAACUUGCAUCUCCGCCAUUAAUGGGUCACUUUAUAUAGGGAGCAGAACCUUGACGCAUUUAGCACAUGAAGGCCUAGCUCCAAAAAUUCUGGCUUGGACCGAUCGAAGAGGCGUUCCCAUCCCCGCCAUCACUGUUUUCAACGCCUUGGGCCUAAUAUCAUUGAUGAAUGUGAGCGUUGGAGCUGCAAAUGCGUACUCUUAUAUCGUUAAUCUUUCUGGUGUUGGCGUCUUUAUUGUCUGGGGUGUAAUAAGUUAUACGCACCUGAGAAUAAGGAAGGCGUGGGUUGCUCAAGGAAGAUCCAUAGAAGAGCUACCUUAUGAAGCGCUAUUUUAUCCGUGGACGCCAGUACUUAGUCUGGCCGCUAACAUUUUUCUAGCACUCAUCCAAGGAUGGAGCUAUUUCGUACCUUUUGAUGCGGGCAAUUUUGUUGAUGCUUAUAUCCUUCUGCCUGUUGGAAUUUUAUUGUAUAUUGGCAUAUGUGUUUUUAAGAGCAAUCAUUUUAGAACUGUUGAUUUGCGGUCAAUCAACCUAGACGAAGGACGAAGAAAAGACAUGGAGGCUGAUCUUUCUGAUCAAGAGAGUAGCUUAGCAUCUUCGGAAACGAUGAAGGAUUAUAAAAGUGCAACUUUUUUCAGAUACCUCAGCAACAUUUUCACCUGA
Molecule: messenger RNA, 1677 nt
Organism: Saccharomyces cerevisiae S288C
Lineage: Eukaryota; Fungi; Ascomycota; Saccharomycetes; Saccharomycetales; Saccharomycetaceae
Gene: AGP3
Product: amino acid permease AGP3
Exons: 1
Coding region: 1-1677 (558 amino acids)
Biological process (GO): transmembrane transport; amino acid transport
Cellular component (GO): membrane
Source: RefSeq, marked reviewed